AUGUUUGAAGGUAACUUUGCAGAGGCAAGUCAGCAGGUAGCGACCCUGGAGGAAGUGGAAGGGGUGGUCUCGGUGCGGAGCUUGGAAGCACUCAUACAGUGGAUGUACCUGCACAGAAUCCAGUUCGAUUGCGAAGGCCCAGAAGAUCAAAUAUCGGCUACGAUAGAGCUUGCCAGACUUGCAGAUAUGUGCAAUAUUACGGGGAUGGAAUCACAAAUGGCUCAGUUUAUCAAGGCUAUACUUGUUGCCAAUCCUGAUCCUCGAGGCAGCGACUUCCUUGAACGACACAUCGAUACUAAUACCUAUUGCCUCACACAUCAACAUAUCAUCUGGGCUACCUUUUUGCCUCCAGGACAUUUAGUGCAUCGUAUCAUUGCGGCAGCGUCGGUUGAAGGUUAUCUUCGAAGCAAAAACUACAAAUUUGUGCAGGAAACCCUGGAAUACCCCAUCUUCGGAGCUGACCUACUUCAAGAAGUAAGGUCAACACUAGAUGGGCGCAAGGUCACUAAGGGGGAGGCCAAACUUGACGACCCUAUCAGCGGAACGGAAAUAAGUAUCAACUCUGCUUCGGAUUCCUAG
Penicillium nucicola is the source of this 579-nucleotide messenger RNA. RefSeq names its product BTB/POZ domain-containing protein. The record is from RefSeq and is a predicted model, not a curated record. NCBI's taxonomy places the organism in Eukaryota, Fungi, Ascomycota, Eurotiomycetes, Eurotiales, Aspergillaceae. Bases 1 to 579 code for a protein of 192 amino acids. The transcript has a single exon.